Molecule: messenger RNA, 225 nt
Organism: Dibothriocephalus latus
Lineage: Eukaryota; Metazoa; Platyhelminthes; Cestoda; Diphyllobothriidea; Diphyllobothriidae
Source: the annotation of a GenBank genome assembly
CGCCCGACCGAGGGUAUGAGCGGCUGUCAAAUCUUCUCGGAGCCUGCUUCUCCGAAACCCUCUGUGGAGACGCUUCGGAUUGAGUGGCCACUGGCUACUCUUCGUCAAUUUGCCUUCCAUAAGUGCCUCUUUAAGAUGGAGACGGGGCGAAAGGCGCCCUACGGUGAGGGCCACUACCUCUUUCGACUCAAACAGCUCGGCGAGUUCCGCCAGACGCUGGAGUAG